This is a messenger RNA of Rubroshorea leprosula, 915 nucleotides long. The record is from the annotation of a GenBank genome assembly. NCBI's taxonomy places the organism in Eukaryota, Viridiplantae, Streptophyta, Magnoliopsida, Malvales, Dipterocarpaceae.
UAAAAAACGCGUAGAAUUAGUAAUAAUUAAGAAAACGCGGAAUUGACCCACCACUUCCACCAUAUUUGCAAGCUAGCAUCGCCUAAUGGACAAGAAAGUCGAAAGUUCAGAAAAAAAAAAGAAAAAAAAAAACCUACCACUACCACUACACUCUUCAAAAACGCGUAAUGAAAGGGUAUCCUGGAGAAAAACACAUCAGACCUGGAAUUAAAAAGGAAAAAAGAAAAAGAAUAAAAGCGAAGUGUAAUUAUGAGACAAAACAAGAGCUGGGUUCAUCUACCUCCCCGCAAGGCGGAGAAUAAAAAUAAAAGCCUGCUUUGAUCAGUUUUUAAAUUAAGCCAACGUGGUUUCUAACUUUAACAAAACCACUCCAAAAUAAUGUUUCAGUUUUUUAGCCUCUUCACUUGCCCACCUUUGCAUCUCGCCUGCACAUCAUCCACAAUCUGAUUUAAUUGGUUAGAAAGAACAAAAUUCAAUUCUAAAAUUUCAAAUAAGUAACUUCAUGAAAUCAUUCUAGAAAUGAACAUAUACCUCCCAGAUACGUUGUAGGUUGGAGUAAUUGAAAGCGCAGCAAGCAAUAUCUGCAGCUUCUCCGAUGGUUAGAAUACUCCAAUUUUGCUAUUAAUGCGUACUUGCCCAACAGAAUGCUCAGAGCCUUAGACAGUAAAGGAAAUCCAAAUCUUCAAGUUCUUCAAAGUAGAAAUUUAGAUCAAACUUCAAUCUAAGUAGAAAUCAGAAGAACCGCGUUAGGAUUUGGUUAAGACGAAGUGGCGCGCGUGAGCUGGUGUAGUAACGCGUGUUGCAACUUUGCGUUCGCCGUGGUCGAAUUUAUCGUGAUGGAUGCUAGAGACUAUUACAAAAAUGCCAUUGGCGCUCGUGAGCUGGUGUAGUAACGCGUGUUGCAACUUUGCGUUC